AUGAUGCUGUGCUGGAUUUUGAGCGAGAGUCUCUCCUUCGUAUUAAUACUCUCAUGGCUGGGAGUGAAUUUGUAUCUCUUUAUCGACACGUUCUGUUGGUACGAAGAGGAGGAGUCUUUCCAUUACACACGAGUUAUUCUGGGUUCAACACUGGCUUGGGCACGAGCAUCUGCACAGUGCCUGAAUUUUAACUGCAUGCUAAUUCUGUUACCUCUCAGUCGAAACCUUAUUUCAUUCAUCAGAGGAACAAGAAUCUGCUGUCGAGGACCAUGGAGGAGGCAAUUAGACAAAAACCUCAAAUUCCACAAACUGGUCGCCUAUGGGAUAGCUGUUAAUGCAACCAUCCACAUCGUGGCACAUUUGUUCAACCUGGAGCGCUACCGCCUGAGCCAGUCGGAGGAAGCCAAGGGACUUCCGGCUGCACUUUCCAAGCUUGGAAACUCCCCAAACGAGAGCUCCCUCAACCCCAUCCGGACCUUCCAUACAAACACAACCACUGAGUUGCUAAUGACAGUAGCAGGCAUUACUGGCCUGGUGAUAUCUCUGGCUUUGAUCUUGAUCAUGACCUCUUCAACAGAGUUCAUCAGACGGGUCUCCUAUGAGUUGUUCUGGUACACGCACCAUGUUUUCAUCAUCUUCUUCAUCAAUCUCGCUAUCCACGGGGCAGGUCGGAUUGUUCGAGGCCAAACUCCAGAAAGUCUCCGGGUCCACAAUGUCACCUUCUGUAGAGACCACUAUGCGGAGUGGCAGACAGCUGCUCAGUGUCCUGCACCUCAAUUUUCUGGCAAGGAACCCUCGGCUUGGAAAUGGGUUUUAGGCCCUGUGGUCUUGUAUACGUGUGAAAGAAUAAUUAGGUUCUGGCGAUUUCAACAAGAAGUUGUCAUUACCAAGGUGGUAAGCCAUCCCUCUGGAGUCCUAGAACUUCGCAUGAAAAAACGUGACUUUACAAUGGCGCCAGGGCAGUACAUCUUCCUCCAGUGCCCGUCCAUCUCCUCACUGGAAUGGCACCCCUUCACGCUCACCUCCGCCCCCGAGGAGGACUUCUUCAGUGUGCAUGUUCGGGCAGCAGGAGACUGGACGCAAGCUUUAUUUCAGGCCUUUGGGGCAGAGGGACAGACCUGCAAGGAGCUCUGGAGCCUGCCGAGGCUGGCGGUGGACGGGCCAUUUGGAGCUGCUCUGACGGACGUGUUUGCCUACCCAGUGAGUGUGUGUGUUGCUGCAGGAAUCGGCGUCACUCCCUUCGCCGCCCUUCUGAAGUCUAUAUGGUACAAGUGCUGUGAGUCACAGACCCAGCCGAAGCUGACCAAGGUGUAUUUCUACUGGAUUUGCCGGGAUGCGAGGGCUUUUGAGUGGUUUGCUGAUCUCUUACUCUCACUGGAAACCCGGAUGAGUGAACAAGGGAAAACCCACUUUCUGAGUUACCAUAUAUUUCUUACUGGCUGGGAUGAAAAUCAGGCUAUUCACAUCGCUUUACAUUGGGAUGAAAAUACAGACGUGAUUACAGGCUUAAAGCAGAAAACCUUCUAUGGGAGACCUAACUGGAACAGCGAGUUCAAGCAAAUAGCCUACAACCACCCCAGCAGCAGCAUUGGCGUGUUCUUCUGUGGACCCAAAGCUCUCUCAAAGACCCUUCAAAGGAUGUGCCGCUUGUAUUCCUCAGCUGACCCCAGGGGUGUUCAUUUUCAUUACAACAAGGAAAGCUUCUAG
Cynocephalus volans (Philippine flying lemur) is the source of this 1707-nucleotide messenger RNA. RefSeq names its product NADPH oxidase 3 (gene NOX3). Lineage: Eukaryota; Metazoa; Chordata; Mammalia; Dermoptera; Cynocephalidae. Gene Ontology annotation, biological process: defense response; superoxide anion generation. Gene Ontology annotation, molecular function: superoxide-generating NAD(P)H oxidase activity. Gene Ontology annotation, cellular component: plasma membrane; NADPH oxidase complex. The transcript is spliced from 13 exons. The coding region runs from base 1 to 1707 and encodes 568 amino acids. The record is from RefSeq and is a predicted model, not a curated record.